Molecule: messenger RNA, 2051 nt
Organism: Vicia villosa (hairy vetch)
Lineage: Eukaryota; Viridiplantae; Streptophyta; Magnoliopsida; Fabales; Fabaceae
Product: synaptotagmin-2-like
Exons: 12
Coding region: 137-1753 (538 amino acids)
Cellular component (GO): endoplasmic reticulum
Molecular function (GO): lipid binding
Source: RefSeq, a predicted model, not a curated record
UACAUGUUCCUUGUUUUUUUCUUUUUCCAAUUUCAGAAACUUAAUUCAAAUCACUUCAAACUUUCCACUUUUACUAUGAUAACAGUUUUUGUAGCUAACUAGCUACCUAGAAAUUGAUAUUGAAAUUGAAAUUGAAAUGGGAAUUUUAAGUACUAUAGCUGGUUUCUUGGGAUUUGGAAUUGGAACUUCUGUUGGAUUAUUGAUUGGUUAUUAUAUUUUUAUAUACUUUCAAUCAAUACAUGUUGAGGACCCUACAUUUAGUCCUUUGGUUGAACAAGAUUUGAAAACUGUGCAACAAUUGCUUCCAGAGAUACCUCUUUGGAUUAAAAAUCCAGAUUAUGAUCGUCUUGAUUGGCUUAAUAAAUUUGUUGAGUAUAUGUGGCCUUAUUUGAAUAAGGCAAUUUGCAAGACUGCAAGAACUAUUGCAAAGCCAAUUAUUGCUGAACAAAUUCCAAAGUAUAAAAUUGAUUCAGUUGAAUUUGAGGAACUUAACUUGGGUUCUUUACCACCAACUUUUCAAGGAAUGAAAGUGUAUAGUACUGAUGAAAAGGAAUUGAUUAUGGAACUAUCAAUGAAGUGGGCUGGGAAUCCUAACAUUAUAGUUGCAGUUAAAGCAUUUGGGCUGCGAGCCACGGUUCAGGUUGUUGAUUUGCAAGUAUUUGCUUCUCCGCGCAUAACACUGAGGCCUCUGGUUCCAAGUUUUCCUUGUUUCGCCAAUAUUUACGUGUCUCUCAUGGAGAAGCCACAUGUUGAUUUUGGACUAAAACUGCUCGGAGCUGAUGCGAUGUCUAUCCCUGGUCUUUACAGGAUUGUUCAGGAAAUUAUAAAAGAUCAAGUUGCAAAAAUGUAUUUGUGGCCUAAAGCAUUAGAGGUGCAAAUAAUGGAUCCAACAAAGGCAAUGAAAAAGCCAGUUGGAAUCCUUCAUGUAAAGGUUGUGAAAGCAUUGAAGCUUAGAAAGAAAGAUAUAAUGGGAGCAUCAGACCCUUAUGUGAAGCUUAAACUUGAAGAUGAUAAACUUGGUUCAAAGAAAACAACUGUGAAGUACAAGAACUUGAAUCCGGAAUGGAAUGAAGAAUUUAAGGUGGUGAUUAAAGAUCCAGAAUCUCAAGCCUUAAUGCUUACUGUUUUUGACUGGGAAAAGGUUGGGAAGCAUGAGAAGAUGGGAAUGAAUAGAAUUCCCUUGAAAGAUCUUACACCAAAUGAACCAAAUGAACUUACUUUAAAAUUACUCAAGACAAUUGAUCCUAAUGAUCCUGAAAACCUGAAGUCACGAGGAGAGCUCGUUGUGGAGGUUACUUACAAACCUUUUAAGGAAGAUGAGUUAGCUAAGAAUUCAGAAGACACAAAUGCAAUAGAAAAGGCUCCUGAAGGAACACCUGCUACUGGUGGUUUGCUUGUGAUUAUCAUCCAUGAAGCUGAAGAUCUUGAAGGAAAGCAUCAUACAAAUCCGUUUGCGCGACUCUUAUUUAAAGGAGAGGAAAGAAAAACUAAGCAUGUGAGGAAAAAUAGAGAUCCAAGAUGGGGUGAAACAUUUGAAUUUACUCUAGAUGAACCCCCCACAAAUGAGAGGAUUUAUGUUGAAGUGAUAAGUGCCUCCUCAAAGCUAGGUCUACUCCAUCCUAAGGAAACUCUAGGAUAUGUGGAUAUAAAUUUGUCUGAUGUUGUUAGCAACAAUAGAAUCAAUGAGAAGUAUAAUCUUAUUGAUUCUAAAAAUGGAAGGAUUCAAAUUGAGCUUCAGUGGAGAACUCCCUAAUGAAUGAUUGGCAUGUAGUAAUAGUAAGGUACCAUUGUGAUUACCAUUGUGAGUUUGUAAGGUAAGUAACAUUCAUGUUUGUAACAUUUUGUUACUCCUUUGUUCUCUUUUAGUUGUUGUUUUUUGUUUAGAAAAAAAGAUACAUUUUUUAUUUGCAUGUUGUACAUUAAUACAAUAAUAACUAUUAUUUUGUCAAUAAUGCAUUGACCUCUAUAGGUUCAAACACAUUUGGAAGAAUGGGGUAGUUUAGGCUAUAUCCCAAAAAAGAAAUUGAAUGCUUGAUCGCACUAUUACUUCU